AUGAUCACCCUCUACGACUCCCGCCUCACACACCUCCAAGCCGCCAACCCCACAACCUGGAAAGCGCGCUUCGUUCUCAACUACAAAAACCUUCCCUACAAAACCGAAUGGACACCCUACCAUGACAUCGCCUCCGUCUACCACAAACACAACCUACAACCCGUCUGCAGUCGUACAGACCCCUCGACUGGAAAAGAAGAACCUUACUACACCAUCCCCGUGAUUUUCGACGACUCCACAGGAAAGGCCAUAGCCGACUCUCUCGAGAUCGCAAAGUACCUCGACGAAACCUAUCCUGAUACACCCAAAGUGGUGCCAGAGACGGGCGAGGACGGGGUAGACGCAAAGCAGCAAGUGGACACGUUCAUGGGCGUGAUGUACGGCGCCCUCGGGCCUUUGGUCCUCCCAGUCUUCCAACAAUCGUACCAACACGUCGAGGAGGAGAGUAAACCCUUCUUUGCGGAAGCGCGGACGAAGGAUUUUGGUGCGUGGUUUGGGAACCCGAAGUCCCUCCUCGACCUACUCCCCCUGAAGAAAGAGGAUGAGGAUAAGGGGUGGGAGGCGGCUGAGAAGACGUUUGCUGGGCUUGAUGCGAGGGUUCCGGGGAGGGGAAAAGAAGUGGGCUGGUACUUGGGUGGUGAAAGCCCGACGUUCGUGGAUUUCGUGUUGGGUGGUUUCUUGAUUUAUUUGAAGAGUAUUUACGGAGAGGAGAGUGAGGGGUGGAAGAGGAUCGUUGGGUGGAAUGAGGGGAAGUGGGGUGCGUUUUUGGAUAAGUUGAGCGCGUAUCAGGCUGUUCAUUAG
Coprinopsis cinerea okayama7#130 is the source of this 801-nucleotide messenger RNA. RefSeq lists its product as hypothetical. Bases 1 to 801 code for a protein of 266 amino acids. The transcript has a single exon. NCBI's taxonomy places the organism in Eukaryota, Fungi, Basidiomycota, Agaricomycetes, Agaricales, Psathyrellaceae. The record is from RefSeq and is a predicted model, not a curated record.